This is a messenger RNA of Meira miltonrushii, 1139 nucleotides long. RefSeq lists its product as uncharacterized. The transcript has a single exon. Gene Ontology annotation, molecular function: O-methyltransferase activity; RNA methyltransferase activity. Bases 103 to 1101 code for a protein of 332 amino acids. Gene Ontology annotation, biological process: RNA methylation; siRNA processing; piRNA processing. Gene Ontology annotation, cellular component: cytoplasm; nucleus. The record is from RefSeq and is a predicted model, not a curated record. NCBI's taxonomy places the organism in Eukaryota, Fungi, Basidiomycota, Exobasidiomycetes, Exobasidiales, Brachybasidiaceae.
UUAGACGGAAGUACAGGCAAACGAUACUGAAAUUGACAUGAUCAGGUUGUUGAGCUUGGCUGCAAUGAUGGACCAAUCACUAGAGCUUUGAUAAAACCAGCAAUGUGGUCAGAGCCAUCAGAAGAAUGGAAAGAAGGAUUCAAAGCUGCGUUCCAAGUCACAAAUCAUCCUUUUUUGCAAUUACCUUCAAUCGCUCCGAAGAAGAUUAUCUGCAUUGACAAGGAUGUUGCAACUUUAUCAAAACUUGGAGCUCAAAUAGAUUCAAAUAAAGUUACCGAACAGCAGCAAAGUCUCCUGCGAUUCUCGCAAUUAAAAGUAGAAUUGAAUGCAACCGAUUAUAGAAAUAUCGACUUUCCCAACGUUGAAAUCGACGUCCUUGUCGCUUCAGAAUUCAUCGAGCAUCUUGAAGAUGAUUGCCUUGAUGAAUUUGGACCUCGAGUGUUGGGCGAUUGGAAGCCAAAGGAGGUCAUCAUCACCACACCAAAUUAUUCUUUCAAUGUCAAGUUCAAAAAUGACCAACAUCGUUCUACAAAGUACAAAGACCCGACCGGCAGAACUGAUAGAGUCUUCCGACAUUCUGAUCACAAAUUCGAAUGGACUAAAAAUGAAUUCAGAUCAUGGAUUGAAAAGAUUGCAGAAAAGUACGAAUAUCAAGCAAAGUUUGAUGAAGUUGGAAAGGGUUAUCAACGUAUUGACGGUGAAAAACAAGAAGAUUUAACUGAUGGAGAAGAUGCUCGCUGUGCAAGUCAAUGUUGCAUCCUGACACGUAUUUGGCCGAAAGAACAGUCUGAAUCUUCGAUUGCUCAAGAGAGUGAGGUAUCAUACAGGACAGCAUAUACUUUCAUGGCGUCCGACAUUCAAGUUUGCGAGGACGAAGGAUUUGAUACCUUUGAGGAUGCGUUCGAGGAUCUUGCAAUCGAGACUGAAGAAGGUUUAAUGGCGAAUCUAUACCAAAUCUGGUUGGAUGAAGAAGUCCGUAAAGCAUACCACGGAAGAUUGGAAUCCUUCUUGCCAAAUGCAAAGAGCAUGCAAGGGAAAGGUUAUACGAUGGUGGUAAAGGAAGGCGAUAUCUAUAUUUUGAAAAAGGCUAUUCCUAUCUAGAUGACGGGAUCACAUCUCUUUCUGUUGUCUUCUUUUCA